Chaetura pelagica (chimney swift) is the source of this 680-nucleotide messenger RNA. RefSeq names its product DIRAS family, GTP-binding RAS-like 3 (gene DIRAS3). The record is from RefSeq and is a predicted model, not a curated record. NCBI's taxonomy places the organism in Eukaryota, Metazoa, Chordata, Aves, Apodiformes, Apodidae. The coding region runs from base 84 to 680 and encodes 198 amino acids. The transcript has a single exon. Gene Ontology annotation, molecular function: GTPase activity; GTP binding; GDP binding. Gene Ontology annotation, cellular component: plasma membrane. Gene Ontology annotation, biological process: signal transduction.
AGAGGGGGGUGUAAACUUGAAGAAGUCGGGCGGUUGGGUUUUUAUUGGGUCAGACUCUCCCCCCGGCCCGCGGCGCAGCCAACAUGCCCGAGCAGAGCAACGACUACAGGGUGGUCGUGUUCGGGGCUGCGGGGGUCGGCAAGAGCUCCCUGGUCCUGCGUUUCGUGAGGGGCACUUUCAGGGAAACCUACAUCCCCACGAUCGAAGACACGUACCGGCAGGUGAUCAGCUGUGACAAGAGCAUCUGCACCCUCCAGAUCACAGACACCACGGGGAGCCACCAGUUCCCGGCCAUGCAGAGGCUGUCCAUCUCCAAAGGGCACGCUUUCAUCCUGGUGUACUCGGUCACCAGCAGGCAGUCCAUGGAAGAUCUCCAGCCCAUCUUCGAGCAGAUCUGCCAGAUCAAAGGGGACGUCCAGAAAAUCCCCAUCAUGUUGGUGGGUAACAAGAGUGAUGAGACCCAGAGGGAGCUGGAUGCCAGCGAGGGGCAGGCGCUCGCCAGCCGCUGGAACUGCUCCUUUAUGGAGACAUCAGCCAAAAUGAACUACAACGUGCAGGAGCUCUUCCAGGAGCUCUUGAAUCUGGAGAAGAGGAGGACUGUCAGUCUCCAGGUGGACGGCAAGAAAUCCAAGCAGCAGAAGAAGAAGGACAAACUGCAAGGCAAGUGCUCUGUGAUGUGA